This is a messenger RNA of Girardinichthys multiradiatus, 1363 nucleotides long. RefSeq lists its product as uncharacterized. The record is from RefSeq and is a predicted model, not a curated record. The transcript is spliced from 5 exons. NCBI's taxonomy places the organism in Eukaryota, Metazoa, Chordata, Actinopteri, Cyprinodontiformes, Goodeidae. Gene Ontology annotation, biological process: regulation of apoptotic process; proteolysis; signal transduction. Gene Ontology annotation, molecular function: protein binding; cysteine-type endopeptidase activity. The coding region runs from base 141 to 947 and encodes 268 amino acids.
UCGACGUAACACCGCCAAGUAGUGACAGUUUUCCGGAGAUGAGAGCGCGCUCCACUGUGACGUCAUUUCACAUUGAAAAGCGUCGAGUUUAACUUUGAGGUCUCCACGCAGGUAGCCUGACCAAGCAGCUCUGAGGCGAAAUGCAGCGAGGAGCGGCGGAGGACCGUGCUGGUAAGGAGAUGGGAACGCCUCGGUGGAUACAAUGUACCCAGAUGCCACAGCUGCGGUGGAAGCAGGAAGAGAUUCUUGCUGCGCAGCACUUCGAUGAGAAACUACAGAGAGUCAGAGAUGAAUUUGUGCAACGAGUGUCUGAAGAAAUGAUCAAUCAACUCUUAGAUAAGCUUUUAACAGAUGGUGUGUUACAAAACGAGGAGAAGGAUUCAGUAUGUGAGAAGAACCUUACUCGAGCCAAUAAGGCACGCUCUCUCAUCGAUGCGGUGAUAAGAAAAGGACAUGAAGCCAGCAUGAAGAUGAUUGCUCACCUGGAAAGUAAAGACCCAAUGCUUUUCCAACAGCUGGGUUUGUCCAGUGCUCAGCCUUCUCAGUCAGCAGCUAAAAGAAAGAAGAAAAUCUGCCCCUCAGAAGAAAAAGCAGCUUGUAAACUACCUCGACAGCAGGACAAGCCAGAUGGAGUGAAAUCAGGGAAAACCCAGAGCCAGGAUUUGUCAGAGAUGCAGCUUCUGCAGGUCGCCCUGCAGCUUGGGCAGGAGUGGAAGCAGGUGGCCAUCUACUUGGGCUUAGAAACCAAGGAUCUGGAGGACAUCGAGGCUGCAGAGAACUGUGUAAAAAUGCGGAAGCUGAAAAUGUUGGUGAAGUGGAAGAGAAGAAGAAAACCAGGACAAGCUACAGCGUACCACCUGCAGAAGAGUUUGGAGGGCAUGGAAGACUUGCCUCACGAAGUUCAUGAGAUACUGACAGAUAUGAUAGACAAUCAAGCUGCUAAAUAAAGCAGGUGUGAAUCCAACAUGUGGCAUAAAGCGAAGUCAACCUGUGGACCAAACCUCAGCUCUUCAGUUUUUGUUUUCUACACAUGAAACAACUUUAGUAACUAGAGAGUAAUAAAGGUGCCUUUGUGUAUGUUUAAGAAAGAGAUUAUUGAGAGGUUUGGUAAAUAAUUAUGUAGUCAGAUGCUGCUGCAAACACAAAAAGUUGAACUUUUGAAGUUUUUGAUAAAACAUUUUGUAAUAUUUUGUUAAAAAAAAUCAGGCCUAAAACCAGGUGUUUCAGUUUCAUUGUCCAACCUUUGUAUGUGCACAUGUAAGAUUUACAGACUGAAUUAUGAAUUUAUUUUGUGUCUUUUUAUUGCCCUGAUUUCGAUGUUCUGUUCAUUUCAUUCAAUUUUAUUAAAAACCUUUUUUCCAAA